AUGUUCCGCGGCACCAACGCCAACCCUUUUGACGAUGUCGUCGCCAAGGCGACCGACGAGAACCUCACUUCGGAGAAUUGGGAGUUCAUUAUGGAAGCUGUCGAUAAAGUCGAAGGUGGCGGUUCAGAUGCUCCGAGAGAAGUCGUCGGUGCUCUUAUCAAACGGCUAGCACACCGGAAUGCUCAGGUUCAGAUAUACACACUUGAGACUGCAAAUGCGUUAUCGCAAAAUUGUGGUCUUAAAGUACACCAGGAACUGUCGUCGAGGGCCUUCACGGAUGCUUUGAUUCGGUUAGCUGGUGAUAGAAAUACACAUCAAACAGUAAAGUCCAAGAUCCUGGAGCGUAUGGAGGAUUGGGCCGAAAUGUUCAGCAAAGACCCGAAUCUGUUUGUUAUGGAACAGGCCUACACAAAACUAAAGUCCCAAAAUCCUAGUAUACCAGCUCCUUCGAAGCCAACUAAGAACGCCAUCACUGAUGCCGACCGACUAAAGGAAGAGGAGGACCUUGCCCGUGCCCUUGAAAUCUCGCUACAGGAUACUAGGAGACAACAGAACUUCCCUGCUGCAUCGGCAUCCUCGAAUUCAAAUGCUGUUCAGAAACAACCUGAACCAAAACCCGAACAACCUCCUGCUAACUCUACAGCUGCCACAGUAUCCCGCGUGAGAGCUCUCUACGACUUUGUACCUACAGAAUCUGGAGAGUUGGCAUUUAGGAAAGGUGAUAUUAUCGCCGUUCUUGAGUCGGUGUACAAAGAUUGGUGGAAGGGGUCUUUGAGAGGACAGACGGGUAUCUUUCCGCUGAACUACGUCGAGAAGCUUGCAGACCCUACUGCUGAAGAGUUACAGAGGGAAGCACAGACAGAGGCUGAAGUCUUCGCACAAAUCAAGAAUGUGGAGAAGCUUCUGUCGCUAUUAAGCACUUCUAGUGCAGAUCAGCAUAUCCAAGAUAAUGACGAGAUAACGGCUUUGUAUCAUCAAACACUCUCCAUCCGACCAAAGUUGAUUGAUCUCAUCAGCAAGUACCAACAGAAGCGAGACGACUUCCAGGCCCUCAACGAGAAAUUUGUUAAGGCUCGCCGUGACUAUGAAGCAUUGUUAGAUACAUCCAUGUCCAACCCCGCAGCGCACGCGUACUCACGACCGCCAUAUAGCCAAGGAUAUGGGCCCGGUCCAGAAUACGGCGCACCUCUACCCGGACCUGCCGGAGGCCCCAUCGGAGGACCACUAGGGGGACCCAUCGGAGGGCCAGUUGGCGGUCCACCUGGUGGUCCUCAGGGGUUCUAUCCGCCCCAGCCGCAACAUCAAAUGCACCACUCCCCUCCACCACCUCUCAACACAAGUGGACCAUACGGUCCUCCUGAUGCCCAACAGGGCGGUGUUCCAUAUCCAGUUUCAACAAGCCCUAUCCCUCCUGCUGGGUCGAACCCAUCAAACUUCUAUGGCGCCCCAACUGGCCCAAUAGGAGGACCAGAUGGCCGUAAAGCAUCGUCGCCACAAGCUAAUCCCCCAACAGGCCGUGAUAGACACCCUUCGAUAAGUGGUUACCAUGAUACAGGUGCACCACCUCAAGAGCUUGCCACAUCAUCCUACGAGUCUCCUCAAGACCCAAGCGGUCGCCCCAUCUCCCCCUCUCACGGCCCUCAAGCCUACAAGAGCUACUACACAUAUAACCCUCCCACAACCGCAGCUACAUCGCAAGGUGCAGGGCCUAGUGGCCCUAGUGGCAACUUCCCCCCUAGCGGUGGUCAACAACAACAGCAGCCGCAGCAGCAGCAGCCCAGUUAUCCUCCUGUAAUUACUAGAACUUCCCCAACUACUGUUAGGGACUCAACUGAUACAUAUCAACAGUACCUGAAUAACCGUCCACCGAGUUGGGUCGAUCCGAGUACAGGAGGGCAGGGAAACCCGGCAGAUUACUACAGAAAUAACGAGCUGUUCUUGCCGCAAGGUGGUUCUGGAGGAGCUAGGCCGAGAGAGGCUUGA
Orbilia oligospora ATCC 24927 is the source of this 1983-nucleotide messenger RNA. RefSeq lists its product as uncharacterized. Lineage: Eukaryota; Fungi; Ascomycota; Orbiliomycetes; Orbiliales; Orbiliaceae. The transcript is spliced from 8 exons. The coding region runs from base 1 to 1983 and encodes 660 amino acids. Gene Ontology annotation, biological process: protein transport to vacuole involved in ubiquitin-dependent protein catabolic process via the multivesicular body sorting pathway. Gene Ontology annotation, molecular function: ubiquitin binding; phosphatidylinositol binding. Gene Ontology annotation, cellular component: ESCRT-0 complex. The record is from RefSeq and is a predicted model, not a curated record.